AUGUCAGCUAUUCGAGAAGUAAAGUAUCUACAAGAGAUCCAACACGAAAAUGUCAUCGAAUUGGUGGACAUCUUUCUGGCGUACGAUAAUUUGAACUUAGUGCUGGAAUUCUUACCAUCAGAUUUGGAAAAGGUUAUCAAAGAUAAGUCGAUUUUAUUUACACCGGCGGACAUAAAGUCAUGGAUGUUGAUGACACUUCGAGGAAUUCACCACUGCCAUAGGAAUUUUAUACUGCACCGAGAUCUGAAGCCCAAUAAUCUAUUGAUAUCUCCAGAUGGCCAGAUCAAAGUUGCGGACUUUGGUUUGGCUAGGACUUUCCCAUCUGCCCAAGAAAUGCUGACAAGUAAUGUGGUUACUCGCUGGUACAGAGCGCCGGAACUGCUGUUCGGGGCCAAGCACUACACAUCAGCGGUGGAUAUUUGGUCAGCGGGCGUAAUAUUCGCAGAGCUGAUGUUGAGAAUACCCUACCUGCCUGGGCAAACCGAUGUCGAUCAGAUUGAGGUCACUUUCAGAGCAUUAGGAACGCCGACAGACAAGGACUGGCCAGAUGUUUCGUUCUUUCCUGCAUACAAUAAGCUUCAAAUUUAUCCACCGCCUUCGCGAGAGGAACUGAGGAGACGGUUCAUUGCGGCAAGUGAGAAUGCGUUAAAUUUUAUGUGUGGAAUGCUCACUAUGAAUCCACAGAAGCGUUGGAGCGCAGUCGAAUGCCUAGAAAGUGAUUACUUCAAAGAGGCUCCAGCACCGAGCGACCCUUCCACUAUCCAAAUAUCCUAG
Torulaspora globosa is the source of this 774-nucleotide messenger RNA. It is a transcript of the gene KIN28, whose product is annotated as TFIIH complex serine/threonine-protein kinase subunit KIN28. NCBI's taxonomy places the organism in Eukaryota, Fungi, Ascomycota, Saccharomycetes, Saccharomycetales, Saccharomycetaceae. The coding region runs from base 1 to 774 and encodes 257 amino acids. Gene Ontology annotation, biological process: positive regulation of transcription by RNA polymerase II; protein phosphorylation. Gene Ontology annotation, cellular component: transcription factor TFIIK complex; cytoplasm; transcription factor TFIIH holo complex. Gene Ontology annotation, molecular function: ATP binding; RNA polymerase II CTD heptapeptide repeat kinase activity; cyclin-dependent protein serine/threonine kinase activity. The record is from RefSeq and is a predicted model, not a curated record. The transcript has a single exon.